Molecule: messenger RNA, 2344 nt
Organism: Vespa mandarinia (Asian giant hornet)
Lineage: Eukaryota; Metazoa; Arthropoda; Insecta; Hymenoptera; Vespidae
Product: cytochrome P450 9e2 pseudogene
Source: RefSeq, a predicted model, not a curated record
GUCAGUAGCCUACGGACUAUCGACAGUACAACAUCGCGAAUUUUUUCUCUCAUAAUCUGUUUUUUAGCCAACUAUACGAUGGAGUCCUGGGCAAUGAUCUUAGCCUUCAUGGCAGUGAUACUCAGCAUUUAUUACUACAUCCUUAAGGACUUGAAAUACUUCAAAAAAAUUGAUUUACUAUAUUUAAAACUAUGGUCGUUAUUUGGAAACGUGGGACAAGUAUUUUUCUGUCAGAAAACGAUGAUUGAUAUAACUAUAAAUGCUUACAAUCUGUAUCCAAAAGGCAAAUACGGUUUCUUCGAUAUGAGUAAUCCGAUUUUACUUAUUCGUGAUCCUGAAUUGAUCGAUAUGAUCGCAGUGAAGGGUUUUGAUAAUUUCAUGGAUCACAGAGGAUUCGUCGACGAAGUACAGGAUCCUCUUUUCGGAAAGAAUUUAUUUUCUCUAAGAGGCGACCGAUGGAGAGAAACUAGAACAAUGUUGAGUCCAGCGUAUACUUUAAGCAAACUAAAAGGUAUGUUCAAAUUAAUGAACGAAUGCGGGGCAGAUUUUGCAGAUUUUUUAUUAAAAAUGCCAAAGGAUAAAAAAACUAUAGAAAUGAAGGACGUCUUCACGCGAUAUACCAAUGACAUAAUAGCCACAUGUGCAUUUGGCAUCAGUAUGAAUUCGAUGAAAAAUCCGCAAAACGAAUUCUAUGUUCUCGGAAGAGACGCAACAAACUUUGACGGUAUUAAAUCUCUAAAAUUCUUCCUUAUUCGAUCUUUCCCAAAUAUUGUAAAAUUAUUCAACAUCAAGUUCAUAUCCGGUAAGAUCGGUCAUUUCUUCGAGAACGUUGUCCAGGAGGUAAUCAACACUAGAGAUCAAAACAAUAUUGUACGAGCGGACAUGAUACAACUGAUGAUGGAAGCUAGAAACAAAAAAGCUGAAAUCGGACAAGAAUUAACUAUGAUAGAAAUAGUAGCUCAGGCGUUCAUCUUUUUCCUUGGUGGCUUCGACACCGUUUCCACGGCUAUGUGUUUUACUUGUCACGAAAUUGGUGUCAAUCCUGACAUACAAAAGAGACUUCAGCGCGAGAUCGACGAGGUCAUUGAAAAGACUAAUGGAAAUCCAACUUAUGACGUUGUCAACAGCAUGCAAUAUCUAGACGCUGUGAUAAGCGAGUCCCUACGAAGAUAUCCGAUUGCCAUUAUUCUUGACAGAGUUUGCAACGACAAUUUCGAACUGCCACCAAGUUUACCUGGAAACAAACCCUUUGUCUUAAAAAAAGGCAUGAAUGUUUGGAUACCAGUUUGUGCAUUCCAUCUUGACUCGACAUAUUUCGAGGAUCCGUACAAAUUCGAUCCCAAAAGAUUCAUGAAACGGGGAAAAGAGAUCAACAAUUCCGGCAUCUACUUACCUUUCGGUUUGGGACCUAGAAUGUGCAUUGGUAAUAGAUUCGCUUUACUGGAGAUGAAGGUUUUGAUAUUUAAUUUAUUGGCAAGAUGUAAUCUCAAGCCUUCUGCUAAAACCCAAAAUCUAAUUCGUUUUUCCAAGAGAGGAAUCAAUUUGACCGCCGAAAAAUAUUUUUGGAUGGAUUUAGAGGAAAGAAAAGAUGUUCAUCCAGCUUUUAAAAAUUUCAUCCCUAAUAGCACUACUGAUGAUGAUAUUAAAAGUGAUACAUCGAUUAAUGGUGUUGCUAAUGAUCAUGCAAUUAAAGCUUAAGACCUAAAUAAUAAAUGAUAAAUAUAAUUAUAUAAUGAAAUUUCAUUUAAUAUAUGCAUACAUAUAUAUAUUUAUAUAUGCACUGUGUAUAUAUACGUUAAUAAAAUGUUAGGUGCGUCGUAUCUUAAUUACUAGUUUGCCCAUCGUAAUCUACUUAAUUACACAUUAUCAUGUUUUGAAUUACGCUUUAAGCAGAUCAUGUAAUUGUAUUGCAUAUUGUUUUAGAGAAUAUAACUAGUGUAUCGCUUAGCUAACUAAAAUGUAAAUAAUAUAUAUAUAUAUAUUAUUAUUAUUACUACUAUUAUUAUUAUUAUUAUUAUUAUUAUUAUUAUUAUUAUUAUUAUUAUUAUGAAAAGCUAAAUCAAAAUAAUGGAGGUCCAUCAGUAUUUACAAUUAUAUAUUUAUUUAUAUAUAACGAUAAAUAUGUUUUUAGAUAUAUAUUUAUGUUUUUAAAAAGGCUCUUUUAUAUUGAUCGACUAAAUAUAGACUUUUUCCAAGGACUCAUUUAAAUAAUCUUUUUGGUUUAAUAUAUACGCGUCCAUCCUUUAAUGAAUUAUUACUCCUAAAUCGAAAAUGGGAUGGAAUAAGAUGCGAAAAAAGAGAUUAUUUUUUCAUAUUCGGUAAAAUAAAUUAUACGGCUCGUAAA